GAUGUGGGGGGCGGUGGGCGUCUUCGCCUCGCAGAGGGAGGUCGUGUUGGAACGUCUGUGCUGGUUGGACGGGGGCAGCGAGUGGGCCCGCAGGGGUUACCUGUACGAGCAGCUUUGCUGCGUAGAUGAACGAGACCGUGUGCAAAAGAAAACCUUCACCAAGUGGGUCAACAAGCACCUCAUCAAGGCCCAGAGGCACAUCAGUGACCUAUAUGAAGACCUCCGAGAUGGUCAUAACCUCAUCUCCCUGUUGGAGGUCCUCUCAGGGGACAGCCUGCCCCGAGAGAAAGGCCGGAUGCGUUUCCACAAACUGCAGAAUGUCCAGAUCGCCCUGGACUACCUGCGGCACCGUCAGGUGAAGCUGGUCAACAUCAGAAAUGAUGACAUUGCUGAUGGCAACCCUAAAUUGACCCUGGGCCUCAUCUGGACCAUCAUCCUGCACUUCCAGAUCUCAGAUAUCCAGGUGAGUGGGCAGUCAGAAGACAUGACCGCCAAAGAGAAGCUGCUACUGUGGUCACAACGCAUGGUGGAGGGCUACCAGGGCCUGCGUUGUGACAACUUCACGUCCAGUUGGCGGGACGGCCGACUCUUCAAUGCUAUCAUUCACCGGCACAAGCCCAUGCUUGUCGACAUGAACAAGGUGUACCGUCAGACCAACUUGGAGAACUUGGACCAGGCGUUCUCCGUGGCGGAGCGGGACCUUGGGGUGACUCGGCUGCUGGACCCUGAGGACGUGGACGUAACCCACCCUGACGAGAAAUCCAUCAUCACGUACGUCUCAUCCCUGUACGACGCCAUGCCCCGGGUGCCAGAUGCGCAGGAUGGGGUGAAGGCCAAUGAGCUGCAGCUACGUUGGCAGGAGUACCGAGAGCUGGUGGUGCUGCUGCUUCAGUGGAUCCGACACCACACGAUUGCCUUUGAGGAGCGCAAGUUUCCCUCCAGCUUCGAGGAGAUUGAGAUCCUAUGGUGCCAGUUCCUCAAGUUUAAGGAAACGGAGCUUCGGGCCAAGGAGGCUGACAAGAACCGAUCCAAAGGCAUCUAUCAGUGCCUGGAGAGUGCGGUGCAAGCCGGCCAGCUCAAGGUGCCACCUGGCUACCACCCGCUGGACGUGGAGAAGGAGUGGGGCAAGCUGCACGUGGCCAUCUUGGAGCGGGAGAAGCAGCUGCGUAGCGAGUUCGAGAGGUUGGAGUGUCUGCAGCGCAUAGUCAGCAAACUACAGAUGGAGUCCGGACUGUGUGAGGAGCAGCUGAACCAGGCCGACGCCCUGCUGCAGGCGGACAUCCGGCUGCUACUUGCAGGCAAGGCACCGCAGCGGUCGGCUGAGGUGGAGCGGGACCUGGACAAGGCGGACAACAUGAUCAGACUGCUUUUCAAUGAUGUGCAGACCCUCAAGGAUGGGCGACACCCGCAGGGCGAGCAGAUGUACCGCAGGGUAUACCGGCUGCAUGAGCGUCUAGUCGCCAUCCGCACCGAGUACAACCUCCGACUAAAGGCAGGUGCCCCUGUGACUCAGAGCAUGCCAAGGCCCCGCGACACGGAGCUCGAGAGCUCCACCCUGCGCUACCUGCAGGACCUACUGGCCUGGGUGGAGGAGAACCAGCGGCGAGUGGAUGGUGCUGAGUGGGGUGUGGAUCUGCCCAGUGUGGAGGCACAGCUGGGCUGUCACCGUGGCCUGCACCAGUCUAUAGAGGAGUUCCGGGCCAAGAUCGAGCGGGCACGCACUGAUGAGAGCCAGCUCUCACCAGCCACUCGGGGCACCUACUCUGACUGCCUGGGUCGGCUGGACUUGCAGUAUGCCAAGCUGCUGAACUCCUCUAAGGGGCGGCUACGAGCUCUGGAAAGCCUGCACGGCUUUGUAGUGGCCGCCACCAAGGAACUGAUGUGGCUGAGCGAGAAGGAGGAGGAGGAAGUGGGCUUUGACUGGAGCGAGCGGAACGUCAACAUGGCUGCCAAGAAGGAGAGCUACUCGGCCCUGAUGCGUGAGCUUGAGCUGAAGGAAAAGAAGAUCAAGGAGAUCCAGAACACAGGAGACCGGCUGCUCCGGGAGGGGCACCCCGCCAGGGCCACGGUGGAGUCGUUUCAGGCUGGUCUGCAGACGCAGUGGAGCUGGAUGCUUCAGAUGUGCUGCUGCAUCGAGGCCCACCUGAAGGAGAACACUGCCUACUUCCAGUUCUUCUCAGACAUCCGGGAAGCUGAGGAGCAGCUACAGAAACUUCAGGAGACUCUGCGCAGGAAGUACACCUGUGACCGUUCUGUCACGGUCACCCGCCUGGAGGACCUGCUGCAGGAUGCCCAGGAUGAGAAGGACCAGCUGAACGAGUACAAGAGCCACCUCUCCGGCCUGGCCAAGAGGGCCAAGGUCAUCGUGCAGCUAAAGCCCCGCAGCCCGGCCCACCCAGUGCGGAGCCGCCUGCCCUUGCUAGCCGUCUGUGACUACAAACAGGCGGAGGUGACUGUACACAAGGGGGACGAGUGCCAGCUGCUUGGGCCUGCUCAGCCAUCCCACUGGGAGAUCCUUAGCAGCACUGGCAACAAGGCCGCUGUGCCGUCUGUCUGCUUCCUUGUACCUCCACCCAAUCAGGAGGCCCAGGAGGCUGUCACCAGGCUGGAGGCCCAGCACCAGGCCCUGGUUGCAAAGUGGCACCAACUGCACGUGGACCUCAAGAGCCUCCUGGCCUGGCAGAGCCUCAGCCGAGAUGUGCAGCUCAUCCGCUCCUGGUCGCUGGUCACGUUCCGCACUCUGAAGCCAGAGGAGCAGCGCCAAGCCCUGCGCAGUUUGGAGAUGCAUUACCAAGCCUUCCUGCGUGAUAGCCAGGAUGCUGGCGGCUUCGGGCCUGAGGACCGGCUGCAAGCAGAGCGCGAGUAUGGUUCCUGCAGCCGCCACUACCAGCAACUGCUGCAGAGCCUGGAGCAGGGUAUGAGGCGGGCACGGGCAGAGUCUCACUGCCAGCGCUGCAUCUCAGAGCUCAAGGACAUCCGGCUGCAGCUGGAGGCCUGCGAGACUCGCACUGUGCACCGCCUGCGUUUGCCACUGGAUAAGGAGCCGGCGCGCGAGUGUGCCCAGCGCAUGGCCGAGCAGCAGAAAACUCAGGCCGAGGUGGAAGGGCUAGGCAAAGGGGUCUCCCGGCUCUCUGCUGAGGCUGAGAAGGUGCUGGCCUCCCCGGAGCCCUCACCGGCCGCCCCCACCCUGCGCUCAGAGCUGGAGCUGACAUUAGGAAAAUUGGAGCAGGUCCGCAGUUUGUCCGCCAUCUACCUGGAGAAGCUCAAGACCAUCAGCCUGGUGAUCCGCAGCACGCAGGGGGCUGAGGAGGUGCUCCGGGCUCACGAGGAGCAGCUCAAGGAUGCACAGACUGUGCCCGCCACCCUCCCGGAGCUGGAGGCCACCAAGGCCUCCCUGAAGGAGCUGAGGGCCCGAGCCGAGACACAACAGCCUGUGUUCGAUACUCUGCGCGAGGAGUUGCGGGUAGCACAGGAGGUGAGCGAGCGGCUGCAGCAGCGACACGGCGAGCGUGACGUGGAGGUGGAGCGCUGGCGGGAUCGCACCACACAGCUGCUGGAGCGCUGGCAGGCUGUGCUGGCUCAGGUGGACAGCCGGCAACGGGAACUGGAGCAGCUGGGCCGUCAGCUUCGCUACUAUCGCGAGAGUGCCAGCCCGCUGGAUGCCUGGCUACAGGAUGCCAAGCGGCGGCAAGAGCAGAUCCAGGCAGUGCCGUUGGCCAACAGCCAGGCUGUGCGGGAGCAGCUGCGCCAGGAGAAGGCUUUGUUGGAGGAGAUUGAGCGUCAUGGGGAGAAAGUGGAGGAGUGUCAGAAGUUCGCCAAGCAGUACAUCAAUGCCAUCAAGGACUACGAGCUCCAGCUGGUCACAUACAAGGCACAGCUUGAGCCGGUAGCCUCGCCGGCCAAGAAGCCCAAGGUCCAGUCAGGGUCCGAGAGUGUCAUCCAAGAGUAUGUGGACCUACGCACACGUUACAGCGAGCUGACCACGCUUACCAGUCAGUACAUCAAGUUUAUCAGCGAGACCCUCCGCCGCAUGGAGGAGGAAGAGCGGCUGGCUGAGCAGCAGCGGGCAGAGGAGCGGGAGCGGCUGGCCGAGGUGGAGGCCGCACUGGAGAAGCAGCGGCAGCUGGCCGAGGCCCACGCCCAGGCCAAGGCGCAGGCCGAGCGGGAGGCGCAGGAGCUGCAACGGCGCAUGCAGGAAGAGGUGGCCCGGCGUGAGGAGGCGGCUGUGGACGCCCAGCAGCAGAAGCGCAGCAUCCAGGAUGAGCUGCAGCACCUACGGCUGAGCUCCGAGGCCGAGAUCCAGGCCAAGGCCCAGCAGGUGGAGGCGGCCCAGCGCAGCCGCCAGCGCAUCGAGGAGGAGAUCCGUGUGGUGCGCCUCCAGCUGGAGACAACCGAGCGCCAGCGUGGCGGGGCCGAGGACGAGCUGCAGGCCCUGCGCUUGAGGGCGGAGGAAGCCGAGGCCCAGAAGCGGCAGGCACAAGAGGAGGCCGAGCGGCUGCGGCGGCAAGUGCAGGAGGAGAGCCAGCGCAAGCGGCAGGCAGAAGCCGAACUGACAGUGCGCGUCCAGGCGGAGGCCGAGGCAGCCCGCGAGAAGCAGCGGGCCCUCCGGGCACUGGAGGAGCUGAAGUUGCAGGCGGAAGAGGCGGAGCGGCGGCUGCGGCAGGCCGAGGCCGAGCGGGCACGCCAAGUGCAGGUGGCCCUGGAGUCAGCGCAGCGCAGCGCCCAGGUGGAGUUACAGAGCAAGCGCGCCUCCUUCGCGGAGAAGACGGCCCAGCUGGAGCGCACGCUGCAGGAGGAGCAUGUGGCUGUAGCACAGCUGCGGGAGGAAGCGGAGCGGAGGGCCCAGCAGCAGGCCGAGGCCGAGCGUGCCCGCGAGGAAGCCGAGCGGGAGCUGGAGCGCUGGCAGCUUAAGGCCAACGAGGCGCUGCGGUUGCGGCUGCAGGCCGAGGAGGUGGCGCAGCAGAAGAGCCUGGCACAGGCCGAGGCGGAGAAACAGAAGGAGGACGCGGAGCGCGAGACGCGCAGGCGCACCAAGGCAGAGGAGCAGGCCGUGCGUCAGCGUGAGCUGGCGGAGGAAGAGCUGGAGCGGCAGCGUCAACUGGCGGAGGGCACGGCACAGCAGCGCCUACUGGCCGAGCAGGAGCUGAUCCGGCUGCGGGCCGAGACGGAACAGGGCGAGCAGCAGCGGCAGGUGCUGGAGGAGGAGUUGGCGCGGCUGCAGCGGGAGGCAGCCGCUGCCGCACUGAAGCGCCAGGAGCUGGAAGCCGAGCUGGCCAAGGUGCGGGCGGAGAUGGAGGUGCUGCUGUCCAGCAAGGCACGGGCUGAAGAGGAGUCGCGCUCCACCAGUGAGAAAUCCAAGCAGAGGCUGGAGGCCGAGGCCGGCCGCUUCCGCGAGUUGGCCGAGGAGGCCGCCCGCCUGCGCGCGCUGGCCGAGGAGACCAAGCGGCAGCGGCAGCUGGCAGAGGAGGACGCCAGCCGGCAGAGGGCAGAGGCAGAGCGGGUGCUGGCUGAGAAGCUGGCCGCCAUCAGCGAGGCCACGCGGCUUAAGACUGAGGCUGAGAUUGCGCUCAAGGAGAAGGAGGCGGAGAACGAGCGGUUGCGGCGGCUGGCCGAAGACGAAGCUUUCCAGCGUCGCCGGCUGGAGGAGCAAGCCUCACAGCACAAGGCUGACAUCGAGGAGCGCCUGGCGCAGCUGCGAAAGGCCUCCGAAACUGAGCUGGAGCGACAGAAGGGGCUGGUGGAGGACACGCUGCGGCAGCGGCGACAGGUAGAAGAGGAGAUCCUCGCGCUCAAGAUGAGCUUUGAGAAGGCCGCUGCCGGUAAGGCGGAGCUGGAGCUGGAGCUGAGCCGCAUUCGCGCCAACGCCGAAGACACGCUGCGCAGUAAGGAGCAGGUGGAGUUGGAGGCCACGCGGCAGCGGCAGCUAGCGGCUGAGGAGGAGCAGCGGCGCCGCGAGGCCGAGGAGCGUGUGCAGAAGAGCCUGGCGGCCGAGGAGGAGGCAGCGCGACAACGCAAGGCUGCGCUGGAUGAGGUCGAGCGGCUCAAGGCCAAGGUGGAAGAGGCACGGCGCCUGCGUGAGCGGGCAGAGCAGGAGUCGGCCCGGCAGCUGCAGCUGGCGCAGGAGGCUGCGCAGAAGCGGCUGCAGGCGGAGGAGAGGGCGCAUGCCUUUGCCGUGGAGCAGAAGGAGCAAGAGCUGCAGCAAACGCUGCAGCAGGAGCAAAGUGUGAUGGACCGCCUGCGCGGUGAGGCAGAUAUGGCACGGCGUGCGGCCGAGGACGCUGAGGAGGCGCGCGAGCGGGCCGAGCGUGAGGUGACACAGUCUCGGCGGCAGGUGGAGGAGGCGGAGCGUCUGAAGCUAGCAGCUGAGGAGCAGGCGCAGGCCCGUGCGCAGGCGCAGGCCGCCGCGGAGAAGUUACGCAAGGAGGCGGAGCAGGAGGCAGUGCGGCGCGCACAGGCGGAACAGGCGGCCCUGCGGCAGAAGCAGGCUGCCGACGCGGAGAUGGAGAAACACAAGAAGUUCGCGGAACAGACGCUGCGGCAGAAGGCGCAGGUGGAGCAGGAGCUGACUACGCUGAAGCUGCAGCUGGAGGAGACGGACCACCAGAAGGGUAUCCUGGACGAGGAGCUGCAGCGGCUGAAGGCCGAGGUGACGGAGGCCGCCCGCCAACGCAGCCAGGUGGAGGAGGAGCUCUUCUCGGUCCGCGUGCAGAUGGAGGAGCUGAGCAAGCUGAAGGCACGCAUCGAGGCAGAGAACCGCACGCUCAUUCUGCGUGACAAGGACAACACACAGCGCUUUCUGCAGGAGGAGGCCGAGAAGAUGAAGCAGGUGGCUGAGGAAGCCGCGCGGCUGAGUGUGGCGGCCCAGGAAGCUGCGCGGCUGCGGCAACUGGCCGAGGAGGACCUAGCUCAGCAGCGGGCCCUGGCCGAGAAGAUGCUCAAGGAGAAGAUGCAGGCGGUGCAGGAGGCCACGCGCCUCAAAGCGGAGGCUGAGCUGCUGCAGCAGCAGAAGGAACUGGCGCAAGAGCAGGCCCGGCGGCUGCAGGAAGACAAGGAGCAGAUGGCGCAGCAGUUGGUUCAGGAGACGCAAGGCUUCCAGCGGACCCUGGAAGCAGAGCGGCAGCGGCAGCUGGAGAUGAGCUCCGAGGCCGAGCGCCUCAAGCUGCGUGUGGCGGAGAUGAGCCGGGCCCAGGCCCGCGCGGAAGAGGAUGCCCAGCGCUUCCGGAAGCAGGCCGAGGAGAUUGGCGAGAAGCUGCAUCGCACUGAGCUCGCCACGCAGGAGAAGGUGACGUUGGUGCAGUCGCUGGAAAUCCAGCGUCAGCAGAGUGACCAUGACGCUGAGCGCCUGCGGGAGGCCAUCGCCGAGCUUGAGCGUGAGAAGGACCGGCUCAAGCAGGAGGCCAGGCUACUGCAGCUCAAGUCCGAGGAGAUGGAGACAGUGCAGCAGGAGCAGCUGCUGCAGGAAACGCAGGCUCUGCAGCAGAGCUUCGUCUCCGAGAGGGACAGCCUGCUGCAGCGUGAGCGCUUCGUGGAGCAGGAGAAGGCCAAGCUGGAGCAGCUCUUCCAGGACGAGGUGGCCAAGGCGAAGCAGCUGCGGGAGGAGCAGCGGCGGCAGCAGCAGCAGAUGGAGCAGGAGAAGCAGCAGCUGGUGGCCAGCAUGGAGGAGGCCCUGCGGCGGCAGCGGGAGGCCGAGGAGGGUGUGCGGCGCAAGCAGGAGGAGCUGCAGCACUUGGAGCAGCAGCGGCGGCAGCAGGAGCAGCUGCUGGCCGAGGAGAAUCGCAAGCUGCGGGAGAAGCUGCAGCGGCUAGAGGAGGAACGUCGUGUGGUGCUGACGGAGGAGGUCACUGCCUUGCAAGCCUCCAAGGUCCUGCCCAAUGGCCGGGAUGCGCCUGAUGGCCCGGGUGCAGAGGAAGAUCUGCGACUCGCCUUCGAGGGCCUGAGGCGCAAGGUCCCUGCUCAGAGGUUGCAGGAGGCAGGCAUUCUGAGCACUGAGGAGCUGCAGCGGCUGGUGCAGGGCAGCGCCACGGUGGCGGAGCUCUCGCGGCGUGAGGAUGUGAGCCGCUACCUGCAGGGCACCGGGAGCAUUGCUGGGCUGAUGCUGAAGCCAACCAACGAGAAACUGAGUGUCUACGCUGCCUUGCAGAGGAAGCUGCUGAGCCCAGGCACCGCUGUGGUGCUGUUGGAAGCCCAGGCAGCCUCGGGCUACCUUCUGGACCCCGUGCGCAACCGGCGGCUGACUGUCAACGAGGCCGUGAAGGAAGGUGUGGUGGGCCCUGAGUUGCAUCACAAGCUGCUGUCGGCUGAGCGCGCUGUCACCGGCUACAAGGACCCCUACACGGGCGAGCAGAUCUCCCUGUUCCAGGCCAUGCAGAAAGACCUCAUCGUGCGCGACCAUGGCGUGCGUCUGCUGGAGGCCCAGAUCGCCACGGGCGGCAUCAUCGACCCCGUGCACAGCCACCGCGUGCCUGUGGAGGUGGCCUACCAGCGCGGCUACUUCGAUGAGGACAUGAACCGCGUGCUGGAGGACCCGGGCGACGACACCAAGGGCUUCUUCGACCCCAACACGCACGAGAACCUCACCUACCUGCAGCUGUUGGAGCGCUGCGUGCCAGACCCCGACACCGGGCUGCGCCUUCUUCCGCUCACGGACAAGGCUGCCAAGGGUGGCGAGCUGGUGUACUCAGACUCAGAGGUACGUGACGUGUUUGAGAAGGCUACUGUGUCCGCACCUUUUGGAAAGUUCCAGGGCAAGACGGUUACCAUCUGGGAGAUCAUCAACUCCGAGUACUUCACGGCAGAGCAGCGGCGAGACUUGUUGCGCCAGUUCCGCGCAGGCAAGAUCACGGUGGAGAAGGUCAUCAAGAUCGUCAUCACGGUGGUUGAGGAACGCGAGCAGAAGGGCCAGCUGUGCUUCCAGGGCCUGCGCUCCCUGGUGCCUGCCACCGAGCUACUCGAGAGCAAAGUGAUUGGCCAGGACACGUAUGGUCAGCUACAGCGGGGAGAGCGCUCUGUUCAGGAGGUGGCCGAGGUAGAAUCUGUGCGGCGGGCCCUGCGGGGUGUCAACGUCAUUGCAGGUGUGUGGUUGGAGGAGGCGGGGCAGAGGCUGAGCAUCUACGAGGCUCUCCGGAGAGACCUGCUGAAGCCCGAGGUGGCCGUGGCCCUGCUGGAGGCCCAGGCAGGCACGGGACACAUCCUCGACCCCACCACCAGCACGCGAUUGACGGUGGACGAAGCGGUACGUGCCGGCCUGGUGGGGCCUGAGUUGCAUGAGAAGCUGCUCUCGGCUGAGAAGGCUGUGACAGGUUAUCGGGAUCCCUACUCGGGGCAGAGUGUUUCCCUUUUCCAGGCCCUGAAGAAGGGCCUCAUCCCCAAGGAGCAGGGUCUACGCCUGCUGGACGCCCAGCUGUCUACAGGCGGUAUCGUGGACCCCAGUAAGAGCCACCGCGUGCCCCUGGAAGUGGCCUUUGCACGAGGCUACCUGGACCAGGAGACGAGCAGGGCCCUGUUCACACCCCGGGAUGACGCCAAGACCUUCUACGACCCUGGUGCGCAGGAGCCAGUCACGUAUGGCCAACUGCAGCAGCGAUGCCGACCCGAUCAGCUCACUGGGCUCAGUCUACUGCCGCUCUCUGAGAAGGCUGCUAGGGCCCGGCAGGAGGAGCUCUACUCCAACACGCAGGCCCGAGAAACCUUUGAGAAGACCACCGUCGAGGUCCCCGUGGGCGGCUUCAAGGGCCGGCCGGUUAGCGUCUGGGAGCUCAUCAGCUCUGAGUACUUCACGGAGGAGCAGAGGCAGGAGCUGCUGCGGCAGUACCGCACGGGCAAGGUCACGGUGGAGAAGGUCAUCAAGAUCCUCAUCACCAUCAUUGAGGAGACUGAGACACGGCGGCAGGAGAAGCUGACCUUCAGUGGUCUGCGGGCCCCAGUCCCAGCCUCUGAGCUUGUGGACGCCAGGAUCCUCAGCAGGGCCCAGUUUGAGCAGCUCCGGGAAGGUAAGACAUCAGUCAAGGACCUGUCUGAGGUGGAUACUGUGCGCACGCUGCUCCAGGGCAGCGGCUGUGUGGCUGGCAUCUAUCUGGAGGACUCUAAGGAGAAGGUGACCAUCUACGAGGCCAUGCGGCGAGGCCUGCUCAGGCCCAGCACAGCCACACUGCUGCUUGAGGCGCAGGCCGCCACCGGCUUCCUGGUGGACCCUGUGCGCAAUCAGCGGCUCUACGUCCACGAGGCCGUCAAAGCCGGGGUGGUGGGGCCCGAGCUCCAUGAGAAGCUGCUGUCAGCUGAGAAGGCCGUGACUGGCUACAAGGACCCCUACUCUGGCUCUACCAUCUCCCUCUUCCAGGCCAUGCAAAAGGGUCUGGUCCUCAGGGACCAUGGCGUGCGACUGCUGGAGGCUCAGAUCGCCACAGGUGGCAUCAUCGACCCCGUACACAGCCACCGCGUGCCCGUGGAGGUGGCCUACCAACGUGGCUACUUCGACAAAGACAUGAACCGCGUGCUGUCAGACCCCAGCGACGACACCAAGGGCUUCUUUGAUCCCAACACGCACGAGAACCUCACCUACCUGCAGCUGCUGAGACGCUGUGUGGAGGACCCUGAGACGGGGCUCUUGCUCCUGCCUCUGAAAGCAGCGGAGGGGUCCGAGGUGGUGGAGACCACACAGAUGUACACCGAGGAGGAGACACGGCGGGCGUUCGAGGAGACGCAGAUCGAGAUCCCGGGUGGGGCUCCCGGCUCGUCCUCCAUGUCCUUGUGGGAGGUGAUGCAGUCAGACCUGAUCCCUGCGGAGCAGCGGGCCCGCCUGAUGGAGGACUUCCAGGCCGGCCGGGUGACCAAGGAGCGCAUGAUCAUCAUCAUCAUCGAAAUCAUCGAGAAGACGGAGAUCAUCCGCCAGCAGAACCUAGCCUCCUAUGACUACGUGCGCCGGCGCCUCACUGCCGAGGACCUCUAUGAGGCCCGCAUCAUCACCCUCGAGACCUACAACCUGCUCCGCGAGGGCACCAAGACCUUGCGUGAGGUGCUGGAGGCUGAAGCUGCCUGGCGCUACCUCUACGGUACGGGCUGCGUGGCUGGCAUCUACCUGCCUGGCUCCAGGCAGACGCUGACUGUCUAUCAGACCCUCAAAAAGGGGCUGGUGAAUGCCGAGGUGGCCCGCCUGCUGCUGGAGGCCCAGGCGGCCACGGGCUUCAUGCUGGAUCCGCUGAAGGGUGAGCGGCUGACAGUGGACGAAGCUGUGCGCAAGGGCCUGGUGGGGCCCGAGCUGCAUGACCGAUUGCUAUCAGCUGAGCGCGCCGUGACUGGCUACCGCGACCCCUACACCGAGCAGACCAUCUCGCUAUUCCAGGCCAUGAAGAAGGAUUUGAUUCCGGCCGAGGAGGCGCUACGCCUGCUGGACGCCCAGCUGGCCACGGGCGGCAUCAUCGACCCUCGUCUGGGCUUCCACCUGCCGCUGGAGAUGGCCUACCAGCGCGGCUACCUCAACAAGGACACAUACGACCAGCUCUCAGAGCCCAGCGAGGUCCGCAGCUACAUGGAUCCCUCCACAGAUGAGCGGCUCAGCUACACUCAGCUGCUCAAGAGGUGCCGGCGGGAUGACAAGAGUGGCCAGAUGCUCCUGCCUCUCUCAGACACACGCAAGCUGACUUUCCGCGGGCUGCGUAAGCAAAUCACGGUGGAGGAGCUGGUGCGCUCGCAGGUGAUGGACGAGGCCACGGCCCUGCAGCUGCAAGAGGGCCUAACGUCCAUCGAGGAGGUCACCAAGAACCUGCAGAAGUUCCUCGAAGGCACCAGCUGCAUUGCCGGCGUCUUCGUCGAUGCCACCAAGGAGCGGCUCUCCGUGUACCAGGCAAUGAAGAAGGGCAUCAUCCGACCUGGCACGGCCUUUGAACUGUUGGAGGCCCAGGCGGCCACUGGCUACGUCAUCGACCCCAUCAAGGGCCUUAAGCUGACAGUGGAGGAGGCUGUGCGCAUGGGCAUCGUGGGGCCCGAGUUCAAGGACAAGCUGCUGUCAGCCGAGCGUGCCGUCACCGGCUACAGAGACCCCUACUCUGGGAAACUCAUCUCUCUCUUCCAGGCCAUGAAGAAGGGGCUGAUCCUCAAGGACCAUGGCAUCCGCUUGCUCGAGGCCCAGAUAGCCACAGGUGGGAUCAUCGACCCCGAGGAGAGCCACCGUCUCCCCGUGGAGAUGGCCUAUAAGCGCGGCCUCUUCGAUGAGGAGAUGAACGAGAUCCUGACCGAUCCCUCCGAUGACACCAAGGGCUUUUUCGACCCUAACACUGAGGAGAACCUCACGUACCUACAGCUCAUGGAGCGUUGUAUCACGGACCCGCAGACGGGGCUAUGCCUGCUGCCGCUCAAGGAGAAGAAGCGGGAGCGGAAGACGUCCUCAAAGUCCUCCGUGCGCAAGCGCCGUGUGGUGAUUGUGGACCCCGAGACGGGCAAGGAGAUGUCGGUGUACGAGGCCUAUCGCAAGGGCCUCAUCGACCACCAGACCUACCUGGAGCUGUCAGAACAGGAGUGCGAAUGGGAGGAGAUCACCAUCUCAUCGUCGGACGGCGUGGUCAAGUCAAUGAUCAUUGACCGGCGCUCAGGACGCCAGUACGACAUCGAUGAGGCCAUCUCCAAGAGCUUCAUCGAUCGCUCAGCGCUGGACCAGUACCGCGCCGGCACACUCUCCAUCACCGAGUUCGCCGACAUGCUCUCCGGCAAUGCUGGCGGCUUCCGUUCCCGAUCCUCCUCUGUGGGCUCCUCCUCCUCCUACCCACUCAGCCCUGCCGUCUCCCGCACCCAGCUGGCCUCCUGGUCAGACCCCACGGAGGAGACUGGCCCGGUGGCCGGCAUCCUCGACACGGAGACGCUGGAGAAGGUGUCCAUCACUGAGGCCAUGCACCGUAACCUGGUGGACAACAUCACAGGACAGCGACUGCUGGAGGCACAGGCCUGCACCGGCGGUAUCAUUGACCCCAGUACGGGCGAGCGUUUCCCUGUCACCGAGGCCGUCAACAAGGGCCUGGUGGACAAGAUCAUGGUGGACCGCAUCAGCCUGGCACAGAAGGCCUUCUGCGGCUUCGAGGACCCGCGCACCAAGACCAAGAUGUCAGCUGCCCAGGCGCUCAAGAAGGGCUGGCUGUACUACGAGGCCGGUCAGCGCUUCCUGGAGGUACAGUACCUGACGGGCGGGCUGAUUGAGCCCGGGGCGCCGGGCCGCGUGCUGCUUGACGAGGCUCUGCAGAGGGGCACUGUGGAUACCCGCACCGCCCAGAAGCUGCGUGACGUCAGUGCUUACUCCAAGUACCUCACCUGCCCCAAGACCAAGCUCAAAAUCUCCUACAAGGACGCGCUGGACCGCAGCAUGGUGGAGGAAGGCACCGGGCUGCGGCUGCUGGAGGCCGCUGCCCAGUCCAGCAAGGGCUACUACAGCCCCUACAGCGUCAGCGGCUCUGGCUCCACCGCCGGCUCCCGGGCCGGCUCCCGCACCGGCUCCAGGGCUGGCUCGAGGCGCGGCAGCUUUGACGCUACUGGCUCUGGCUUCUCCAUGACCUUCUCCUCCUCCUCGUACUCCUCCUCUGGCUAUGGCCGCCGCUAUGCCUCGGGGUCCUCAGCCUCACUGGGGGGCCCCGAGUCUGCAGUGGCCUGAACCCCUGCCUGCCCCCGUCCCUGCUCUGCAUGCAGCCAGGUUCCUCCUCGCGAGACCAUAGGCCUUCCUCUCAUGUUUAAAGGAGUCGUUCUCCAACGCGGUGCCUGAAUUUUAACCAAAAAGACCAGACUAACAUAGUAAUAAUAUAUACCUGCUGUCCAGAUGACCUGCGCUUGGGGGGUGGGGCCGACGGGCCCCACUGACCACCUCCCCCUUGGGCUACCCCACCACCCCUACUUGUCACUCACCACAGCCAGGUGCCUUGAGGGUCCUGAGCCAGGCCCCCGUCCCCUCCCCUCCCUAGCAGGCCCUCUCCUGGGGAGUCGAUGAACAUUUUUCCUCAGCAUUUCAGGACUGCCUGCUGGGGAGGGGGUCCCGGGUCAGCCAUGUCUUCCAGCGUGCCCAGAGGAGCCCCUUCCCUGUGGGAAGAUAGGGGUCCAGUCGGCAGGCCCUGCCAGGGCCCCAUUCUCAAAUCACUGUCAUAGCUCGUUGUCUGUCCCCAGCACCCACUCUUCCGGACCCUGGGCCUCUGGCUGCAGUCUUCCAGCCUUGGCUCCCCAGUAAAGUGCCUUCUGUGUCCUCCCUGGCCCCCGGGGCCCCAGAAGCUCCCCCCCGGGUGGGAGGUGGAUGGGCCAAGC
Chrysochloris asiatica (Cape golden mole) is the source of this 14268-nucleotide messenger RNA. It is a transcript of the gene PLEC, whose product is annotated as plectin. Gene Ontology annotation, biological process: intermediate filament bundle assembly; wound healing. Lineage: Eukaryota; Metazoa; Chordata; Mammalia; Afrosoricida; Chrysochloridae. Gene Ontology annotation, molecular function: structural molecule activity; keratin filament binding; protein binding. Bases 2 to 13630 code for a protein of 4542 amino acids. The transcript has 32 exons. Gene Ontology annotation, cellular component: keratin filament; cell junction; membrane. The record is from RefSeq and is a predicted model, not a curated record.